AUGGACCCGCGGGCGCAGCAGGUCCUCUUCCAGCAGCGGCAGCUCAACCGGCAGGCCGAGGCCAACGUAUGGGGUGAUGGAGAUGAGUACGUGGACGAGAUGGACAUGCUCCAGAGCCAAGCGAUCCGAGACACGGUCACGGACCUCGACGACGCCACGAUCUCGGGGACCGUGAUGGAGCUCUACCGGGACAUGGAGUUCCUCGACCUCCUCGACUUCGUUAAGGGCCUCUUCCGCGGGUCGACCAAGGGCGAGCUCGGGUCACGUCCGCGCAAGUUCGAGGUCCGCCGACGCACGCUCUUUCUCGAGCUCCUCGAGCUGCUCAUGCAGAGCCACUUGGCGCAGACGAAGAAGCACCUCGUGUUCUGCACGCAGCUCGUGGACCUCCUCCAGCGCGAGAUCGACACAUUGGACAUGACGAGCGUCCCGAGCCUCAUUGAGCAUGUUCUCCUCGGCAUUGAAAAGGCGUACCGGGACCAAGAAGAGUCGGCGAGCGUCAUCCCGAUGCCACUGCCCUCGGCCGACCUCCUACCGCAUCUCUAUGGGCGCAUGCUCUGCUUCUCGCACGUGGCUUUGCCAUCGCACGCGCCGUCGAUCUGGGACUUCUCCGACGAGGCCGAGUGGACCGGCGCGGUCUACGUCGAAAAGUCCCUCGACCGGCUCCUCCAAGCGCGCUGGCCAUUACGCCUCCUCGCCCAGAUGGUCAAUGUGCUGCGGGAAGUAGCGUGGUCGGCCGACCAGCAUGCAGCGAUCUGCACCAAAUUUCUUGCGCAGCUGUCGAUUGAAAUGACACCGAUCGAGGACGGUAUGCAGCCUGAUUAUGCGCUCUUACCGGGCUUGUACUACCAUUUGCUUUUGUUUGUGCGGGACCACCCGCGCAACUUGAAGGCGAUGGUGCUACAGAGCCUCGUCGCGCACCUCGACCAGCUUUCAAUCGACGCCACCAAGCCCAAGCACCACCGCGCACCGACAGCUGGCCACGUUGUCUUUGGCCCGCGCGAGCUUCGCGCGUUCCAAGCGACCAUCUUGUACCAGCUUGAGAAGCUCCUUGCGCAAGAUACAAUGCUUGGCGCGGUCCUCCUCGAGAUGCUCAUGCCGUACCGCCUCACCCAGUCGUGGACCUCGACGCACUUUGCGCUUCUGCUCUUGCUGCGCAGCCACAACAAGUUUACGGCGACGAUCGACAAGAAUUGCCUCGAGUACUUUCACACGCUCGCGACCACUUCCUCGGACGGCGUGACCUUGCUCCUCGAUGUCCUCGAGGCCUUUGAACGCGGUCAAAUGGAAGUUUUGCUCUCGAGCGCGGUCGCCCUCGGCUUCUCGCUCUUCGAGUCGAAGGACCAAAAGGUGCUCGACGUCGGCGUCCAAGUCAUCUUGUACACGUUUCGACACCACGAGUGCGUCCGCGCGAGCGUCCUCGAGGCCAUUGUGCAUUGGUGCUUGUCGACAACGUCCAUGACGUCGCUGCCGCCGAAGCUGCCGCACAUCAAGCUCCUCGGCGCGCUCUUGCAGCACUGUGUCAUGGACCUCGACGCGGCCUUUCUCGACCGCGUCCGCGACCUCCUCGAGUACCUUCCUGGCUUUAGCUUGGAAGUCGCGCGCUCGGUGCUUCGCACGUUGCCGCCAUUGCUCAAGCACAAGGUCCAUUUGCGCAACGCGCUUGUGCUCACGCUGCGAAAAGCCAUGUUUCGGCGCGAAGAGUCGUCGCGCGCGAUUGCCAUCCACGGGUUUUGCACGAUCCUCGACUGCGUCCUGUCGCUCUCGGGCAGUGCGGGUGGGAAGCCCAAGUACCUCACGCAAAUGGUACUUGCCCACAACGCGUCCUCAUCACGUCCGCUCUCGUCGCAGUCGCUCACGCAGCGGGCGUUCGUGUCCCAGUCGCAGUCCAUUUUGGACAUGGACGCCAUGGAGUUUGAUGCUGGACACCUCCCGAGCGUCUUUCGUCAGUUUGCUGGCAUGUUUCGCCGGGCGAUGGCGUGUCAAAAGAGCGUGCGCGCAACGCUGUACCGCGAGCUCAAGACCCUCGUCAAGCUGAGCCCCGACUUGGCGUCCAGCGUCGAAGACCUCGUGUGGCCAACGCUCUCGGCCUUGAUUGAGACGAACGCGGCGCUGACGCCGGCGCUGCAGCUCAAGCCCGACGAAGCGACACCGCUUUUGCUUGACCUCGUCUUGACGUGCAGCCCCGAGAAAGUCCACUCGGUCCUCGAACGCCUCUUGCACAUGGAACUGCAAGACUAUGAGCUCGAUGCGUCACCGAUGGACCCGAGCGUGCGCGUCACGGCCGCGGGCAAAGCCACGAUCGAUCGCGCGUCCGACUUGCUGAAGCUUUGCGACGUGGUGCUCAACUAUGUCUGGGGAAAAGACGAUGGCAUGCGGUCGUCCCGCCUCCGGCCCGACCAGCUCGAGCACACGCUCAAGCUCGUGCAGCUCCGAGAGAGCGUUCAAGAGAUUGUCGUCUGGCGGAAAAAAGAGCGCGGCCCCAAGGCCAAAGCCGACAAGGACGACAAUGCAAUCAAAGCCAAGACCAAGACGGUCCAGCCGUCCGCGACCGGCUCGACUGCCAGCCCGGUCAUGACACCGCACUGUUUGGUGCACCCGCGCAACCUCCUCAUGGCGCUGCAGUCGAUCUUUGGGCAUGGCGACGUGACGCACCACUACAACGUCCAGCAGUGCGUUUUGCAGUACAGUCACGACCUUUUGCUGGAGUGGAGUCUUCUCUCGAGCCGAAGCUGGCUCGAGGUUAAGCCGCUCCUCAUCUUUCGCAUGUCGGUGCGUACGCAAAAGGAUUUCCUCGCGCAGCUGGCGCGUCUCUUGUGGUCCGCGGCGGACGGCGGCCUCUCGGCGACGGGAAAGCAGUCGCUGGCCGCCAUGGCAUACGAGACGCUCGUCGUACUGCUGAGCAUCGCGCCGGACCUAGCCGAGUCGACGCUCGGGACUGUCGAGCACAUCCAGAAGAAGAUCUUUGCUCUUUUGCGGCAGUCGCACGAAGCCGAGGCCGACCUCGUGCUGCAACUGCUCAUUACGCACUGGUACCCACGCCUACCGACGCGCUUGAACGCAUGGAAGUGGAUGGAAGCCAUUUGCAUUGGCCAAGCGCUCACGUCGCUACCGCUGGUGACGCGUCUCUUCACAACGCUCUUGCUCGAGCCCUCGUACCGCGUGCGUAUUUCCACGGCGAUGCUCGCGUACCUCGAGGGCGGUGACGCCGCCGGCAACGACGACGAGGACGACGACCGCGUCACGUAUGCGUGCUUGAACGCAAAGACGAUUGUGCUCGUGGCCGGCGUUUUCCUCGAUGCGUUCGACAAGUCGUGCGGUGCCACCGAGCAUACGCUCAAGACGGUCAAAGCCAUGUCCGAGGUGCAACUGGACGCUGUCUUGGACCAGCUCACAGAGCUCAGUCGUGUGAUUGCGCCGCUCAUUACUGUCUCAUUUCCGCACGGCCCGACGACUCUGCGGCUCUUCCGCAUGCUGCUUCGCCUCUUCAAGCUCCACGCGCUCGCGAUCCAGGCCAAGAUCAAGAGCAAGGUCUCGCAGGUCUCGCCACCGCUCAAGACGUUUCUGGACGCCACGAGCCGCGAGCUUGCGCCCCUGGUCCUCAACUUUGUCGCGUGCCACCACGAAGAGAACAAGCGCAAGGCGGUUGCCAACCCCAAGAAGAAGAUGCCGGCACAGGAAGCCAAGCUCAUUCCAGACGUCAUUUAUCAAGUCGAACAGUAUGACGUCGGCAUCAUCAAGCUCUCCAAGCGCUGCAAGACUACCAACUUUAAGCGCUGGUGCAUUCGCCGCCAAGCGCGUGAUUUUCGUUUCAACCAAGACAAGGUUCAAGUCAUCAUUGGGGCCAACGACAACGACGAGGCCGAUGCGGACGACGACGAGGACGAGGACGGUGGUGUCGCGGCGCCGCCCGAAGAAAGCGAGGACGAACAGGCACCGGACGAGGACGAGGAGGACGACGACUGUCCGGCCACAGCUCGCCACGACCAAGAGGACGACGACGAUGACGACGAUGACGACGCGCAGUUGCAGUCCCGCCACAUCAAGCGCCGACGUCUCAUGCGCGAUUAACCUAUUCUUUUGUUCGCGCACAUUGGAGCUGAC
Saprolegnia parasitica CBS 223.65 is the source of this 4101-nucleotide messenger RNA. RefSeq lists its product as hypothetical. Gene Ontology annotation, biological process: DNA repair. The record is from RefSeq and is a predicted model, not a curated record. NCBI's taxonomy places the organism in Eukaryota, Oomycota, Saprolegniomycetes, Saprolegniales, Saprolegniaceae. The transcript is spliced from 8 exons. The coding region runs from base 1 to 4068 and encodes 1355 amino acids. Gene Ontology annotation, molecular function: DNA polymerase binding.